Molecule: messenger RNA, 826 nt
Organism: Peromyscus eremicus (cactus mouse)
Lineage: Eukaryota; Metazoa; Chordata; Mammalia; Rodentia; Cricetidae
Gene: Spmip3
Product: sperm microtubule inner protein 3
Exons: 5
Coding region: 123-557 (144 amino acids)
Source: RefSeq, a predicted model, not a curated record
GCCAUGUGCUCCGGAAGCAAACCCCACACAGGGAGGUGACUCAGAUGCUUGCUGCCCUCAGAGGAGGGCUGCUUUGAAGAACCAGGAGGCCCCUGCCCACUGCUGCCCAAGCCGAUUCUAUCAUGACGGCCAUCCGACUACGCGAAUUUGUAGAGCGUCGUCCAGUGGCUCCACCUAGCAUAUUUAUCAGUCACCAAGGAAAGGACAUCAGAGGUUAUUAUCCCGGGCAACUGGCAAGACUCCAUUUUGACCACAGCGUGAAAAGGGAUCCAAGACCCCUCAUAGACUUGGCAAUUCCACCCAAGAGCCAAGCUCCGUAUCAGCCUCAACUCGACCAGCAAACACUCAUUCGAUACAUUUGUUUUAGAAGAUUGUCAAGGCCUACAGCCACAUGGUAUAAUCAAUCUACUUACCUGAGAGACUACUCCCUGCCAUUUUAUGACACUGGUUUGGAUCAUAAAGUAGGCACAAUUUUAUCAAAUCCUAGACCACUCAAUUCACUGCCGGAAGUCUACUGCUGUGACAAGAGAAGCGGCUUUGCAAGGAGCACUUCCUAAAACUAACAUAAGCAUGGUAUUCCAAGAAAACAACUGUGGGCAUUUCUUAGUGAGUAAAUUCAUGGGAACAGCACUGCCUUUCAGUGUGUAUACAGACGGAUCUAAUCCCAGACAAAUUUUGUGUUGACAAUUCUCCUCAGGGGAGAUUGGUCGGACGUCAAGAUCCAACCUCGAGAAUGUUUGUCAUCUUAGAAGGGGCUAACGGUGCAAUACAGCGCUUGCCUGCACCACCACAUGGAAGGGAAAUAAAAAAUGCGUCCAUGUCCUAA